UUGGUCCAGCGAGUAGUAUCAACACGAAGACAUACAAACAAACACUGGAAGUGUUUAUAUCAACUAUAAUUCUUUACACGUUGAAUUGAAAAGCAAUUGCGUCAAGUCUACAAUAAGGUCUUCUUCACGUACUAUUUCAUUGAUGUAAAAUCGGACAUUCUAUUUAGCUAUAUAUGCUCGGAAGGUAGGAACCAUUAGCUCAGCGUUCCCUGAGCGUGCAUCGGAUAAUUUGAUGAAACACUUGGAUAAAAUGGUGGUUUGGAUAAGACUGAUUUUAUCUCUCGGGAUAAUAGUUACUGCGUAUGGACGAUCGUUUGAGGGACAAUUGAGCGGCGACGGUCCGGGGAGUGGCACCAUAUCAGAGCCACGUAGUAAAGGACACCGUCGUCCAGAUAAGCCAGUGGGGCAUAACGAUUUGGACGACGAUGAUGACCCAAUUGAUGCGGAUAAGUUGAUAACGCGUUUAUCCGAUGGCAGAAUUAAAUGGACGUUUAGUGUUCUUGGAGAAUUCCAUCCAGAUGUGACAAUCACGUGCGGAAAUACUAGCAUAAGUAGGGAUUUUAUCAUGUCUGAAUCGGAUUGGAAACACCUAGUGGCGAUAAUGAGGCAAGUGACAUCACAAAGAAAACUGAAAGACAUGGUAGUAGUGUGGAGAAACAUGGCAUUGGUGGAAUUCUACUCUCAACUAGAAAGUGGAUUUACAAAUCACGAGGUUCUUUUUGAUGUGGAAACUAAAGGACUCUUCCAAGGAGAUGUUAUCCUGUCAGUGAAGCAAUCACGCAAACUUCUAAAACAGGCAAAGAACAGUAGAAAAAAAGUUAAAAAACAGAAAAUUGAUUUUCGCAAUAGAAAAAAGAACCAUAGGGUUAAUACAAAACUUAAACAUAAAAGAGAUCAUAGGAGAGAUGUAAGUGAAAGAGAGAGUAGGGAAACAAAAGUGAGGCGAUCUAUAUCAAAGAUUGAGAGACAAUUAAAUGCAAAAUUAAAUAAAAAGAAAAUUGUUAAAACUAGAACGAAGAGAAAGAUGAGAACGACGGAAAAGUGGACACUUCCCAUCCCAUAUUUCAUUAGCAAAGAAAGAAACCAUUUUGAUGAUACUGAUAAAGACAGAAUCAAGCUAGGAAUAAGUCAUUGGGAGCAAAACACAUGUAUAAGGUUUACAGAGCAGACAAAAAAGCCAAACAAUUAUCCAUUUGUGCCUUAUGUUGAGUUUCAGCCAAGCACGGGUUGCUCAGCUUACGUCGGACGAGAUCCCUUUUCCCCAAGUGAGAUAUCCGUGCAUCGUAACUGCCUCAAACUUGGUACAAUUGCACAUGAAAUAGGACACAUACUCGGAUUUUGGCACGAGCACACCCGACCCGACAGGGACUCUUAUGUUAAGGUUGUAAUCGAUAAUAUAAUGGAUGAUUUGAUUAGCAAUUACAACAAGUGGGCGAUGGAUGAGUCGAGAAGCAGUGGAAUACCUUAUGAUAUUGCCUCCAUCAUGCACUAUGGUAAACAAUUCUUCAGUAAGUUCAAGAACCACAACACUCUAGAGUCAUUGGACCCAUUGAUGAUGGAUGCCAUGGGACAGCGGACACACUUAUCUUUUCUUGAUGUCAAACUGGCCAACUAUGAAUACUGUUUAGAUGCCUGCCCAGGGUACAAUUCUCUUGCUUGGAAUGACUGUCAAAAUGACGGAUACAGAGACCCGAAUUCAUGUACACGUUGUAAAUGUCCUGAUGGUUGGGAAGGGACCUUUUGCGAUCAGGUCAAAUCAAAAGAAGUUUGUGGAGAAAAUACAUUGUCAGCAACUAGUGAUCCACAAAGGUUCCACUCACCAGGUUUUCCAAUACCGGGGUAUCCAAAAGCAGCAUUAUGUACUUGGCUCAUACAGGCACCAGAGGGAAAAAAUGUCAUCACAAAAUUUGCAGGUGACAGGUUUGUCGUAGCAUUCGAGCAGACCUUUCCUACAACUUCAACACGAUCGGGAACUGGGGAUUACUAUUGUGAAGAUGACUGGGUUGAGGUCCGAUACCAGUCAUUGACAGAGACAGGCCCAAGGUUCUGUGGAUUUGUGGUAAACACCACAAUGGAGUUUGUAUCUAGGGGUAACAAACAGAUGAUUCUAUUCAGGUCCUUUCACACAGAUUCCUACAUGACUUACGCUGGUUUCCAAAUGGAAUAUUUCACCAGGGACAGAGUAAAUGGCGAAGCAACUAAGCAGGUGAAAGUGUCUGGGAUUAUGACUACAGAGUACAAACAUUAUGAAGGUUUGUACAAAAUAGAGGCUCGGCAAGUGAAUGGUAUGGCAGUCUUCAAACAUAUACUGGACGACUUAGCAUAUUUGUUCUUUGUGGAUUUGGGGAAAGAUUUCCAAGGUUGGGGACUGGGUGCCGAGGCAGGUGCAGAUUACGCUGACAUUUUUAUUGAGAGCACAUCUGAUUACCCUGACAAGGCGAAGGGAACGUGGAUAAGUUGGGUUCCUCCCGAAGAGGUAUUAGAGGAUCAACUCGUCGUUGAAGCAAGUGAAGAAUCUUGUGAAUACAUUCAUUUUACCAAUGUGAAUGGCGCCGACGAGAAUAAUUUGCAAGGUGUGUAUGAACUGGACCAUCAUCAAAGUGGAUUCCCAGUGUACAGGAAAGUUACAUCCGAUGAGGAUCUUUACUUGUAUCAUAUCAAUGGAGACUGGUUGAUUGGUGACACUAUUAACAGUGAAAGUGCUUACGCAGUAGCCGAGGGUGAUGAUACGGUUGAUCCUACUAAGAUAUCUAUCAUAUGGAAGAUCUUUGAGGGAGGAAGAAUGGUUCUACAUAAUACAGCUAAAAUAGAAUGCCACUUCGGUGAGAAUAUUCCUACUAAAUAA
Molecule: messenger RNA, 2845 nt
Organism: Owenia fusiformis
Lineage: Eukaryota; Metazoa; Annelida; Polychaeta; Sabellida; Oweniidae
Source: the annotation of a GenBank genome assembly